AAAGCAGGGGGUUGUUUCCAAAUUUAGGUGAAUUUCUUCCAUAUUUCUAACUAAUUUCCGAGUUCUCAUUGCUUUGGCUUUAAAUAUGCAUUCAUCUUCGUCCUUGUGUCCAUCGCCAACUCUGUAUCUCUCAAUCUCUCAUUCCUUCACUCUAAUUCUAAAUGGCCCAAACGACGCCCAAUCACACGCAGACCGUCGCCGGUUGGGCAGCUCAUGAUUCUUCCGGCAAGAUUGUUCCAUUUACUUUCAAACGCAGAGAAAAUGGCGCCGACGACGUGACGAUACAGAUUCUUUACUGUGGAAUUUGCCAUACUGAUCUCCACUUCGCCAAGAACGACUGGGGUGUCACCAUGUACCCUGUUGUUCCCGGGCACGAGAUUACAGGGGUAAUCACGAAGGUGGGAAGCAACGUGAAGAAGUUCAAAUUAGGAGACAGAGUGGGGGUUGGCUGUAUCGCCGCCUCGUGCUUGAACUGUGAAUUCUGCCGCGACUCCCAAGAGAAUUACUGCGAAAAUCUGCAGUUCACGUACAACGGAAUCUUCUGGGAUGGGAGUAUAACCUAUGGCGGAUACUCCAAAAUGUUUGUUUCAGAUCAGAGGUACGUGGUGCACAUACCGGAGAGCCUGCCGAUGGACGCCGCGGCGCCGUUGCUGUGUGCUGGGAUUACAGUGUUCACUCCCAUGAAAGACGGCAAUCUGAUCGGGUCGCCGAGGAAGAAAAUCGGAGUGGUGGGGCUGGGAGGGCUGGGCCACAUAGCAGUGAAAUUUGCGAAGGCGUUUGGGCACCACGUGACGGUCAUCAGCACCUCUCCUUCGAAGGAGAAAGAGGCUAAGGAGCGGCUGGGCGCAGACGAGUUCAUAGUCAGCAAAGAUCCUCAGCAAAUGCAGAGAGGGAAGAGGACAUUGGAUUUCAUACUGGACACAGUGUCAGCAGAGCACUCGAUUGGACCAAUAUUGGAACUGCUGAAAGUGAACGGGACAUUGUCGAUUGUGGGAGCUCCGGACAAGCCAAUUCAGUUGCCAUCUUUCCCUUUAAUAUUUGGAAAGAGGACGGUGAAGGGAAGUAUAAUUGGUGGGAUAAAAGAGACGCAAGAGAUGAUAGACUUGUGUGGAAAGUACAACAUCACUUGUGAUAUUGAGGUGAUAAAGCCCGAGGACAUCAACCACGCAAUGGAACGCCUCAUCAACAAUGACGUGCGAUAUCGAUUUGUCAUUGACAUUGCUCAACACAAAGCCAAAUAUUGAGGAGACACAUUAUUCAACGUGAGAGACGAGAACUAAAAUAAGAUUUAAAGUGUAUUCAAUAGUUAGGUAAUUGUGGUAAUUGUUUGUGAUAACUGUCAAAACAAGUAUAGUUCAGCGGUAAUUGACAGUUAGGAGUUGUAAGUUCGAAACCACUCCCCACAUCAUGUACUAAAAAAGUUUGUCAUAACUUGUUUGUCUAGAUGUGUUGGUCAAA
Molecule: messenger RNA, 1458 nt
Organism: Momordica charantia (bitter melon)
Lineage: Eukaryota; Viridiplantae; Streptophyta; Magnoliopsida; Cucurbitales; Cucurbitaceae
Product: putative cinnamyl alcohol dehydrogenase 6
Molecular function (GO): zinc ion binding; oxidoreductase activity, acting on the CH-OH group of donors, NAD or NADP as acceptor
Source: RefSeq, a predicted model, not a curated record